AUGGCUUUAAGUCCAAUGUGGACAGGGAUGAUCCUGCUUGGGUCCCUAAAGAAUCAACUUCAGAAUUCUGCUCCACCUCUGUCAAAAAUUCCUGUGCAGUUCGAUUUCCAAGCAACGAAGUUCCAAGGGAAAUGGUACGUCAUCGGCCUGGCAGGGAGGAACAUCAAGACUGAAGGUCUGGGCCACAAUAAGAUGUAUGCCACUAUAUACCAGCUACAAGCAGACCACAGCUACAGAGUCAUCUCCAAUCUGAUCAAGGGUGAGUCUUGUGAUAUUGGGUUCAGGACUUUUGUCCCAAAGGGUAAACGAGGUCAAUUUGCCUUGGACAACUUCAAAGGUAAGUGUGGGGACCUAUCACUCAGACAAGUUGCUCAGGUGGAGGGAUCCUGCCAGGAGACUGAUAAAAGGACAAUGGCCCAACAGCAUCUUCUGCCUUGGGUUGGGGUUGAGGACUCUGGUGUCGUCCUCCCCCUCUGA
This is a messenger RNA of Trichosurus vulpecula (common brushtail), 477 nucleotides long. RefSeq names its product neutrophil gelatinase-associated lipocalin-like. The transcript has 3 exons. The coding region runs from base 1 to 477 and encodes 158 amino acids. NCBI's taxonomy places the organism in Eukaryota, Metazoa, Chordata, Mammalia, Diprotodontia, Phalangeridae. The record is from RefSeq and is a predicted model, not a curated record. Gene Ontology annotation, molecular function: small molecule binding.